UUUUCUUAAAAAGGAUAACUAUGAGCUUAAAAAAAAUAAUUUUUAAGCGAAUUGCAGAAACGUUCUUGAUGUAAGAAGCAUCUUUCCAUUUUAAGGAUGAAAUGUGGACAACUGAACCCAAAAUCGUCUAUGAACUAUUUACAUAACUAGGUAACUUAGAAAACUACAAUUACACUAGACUUGCUUUGAAGUCUCCUUUUUCAAAAAGUCUCUACUAAAUGACACCAGCCAUCCUUUUAGGACCCAGCAGAAGCGCAGGUGUUCUCUAGCCCGAGGACUCAUGGGAGGCCGGUUGGACCAGCCUCCGCCGCGGUUCCUCUCUUCCAGAGUAUUUGCCGUCAUUCACGCCUCCGUCAAAUUGCUGAUGCACGCCCCUCCACCCCCUGAUCUCCACCCUAAACCAUCUUUGUGAGGAGAACCCAAUUUGAUCCCCACUUCCAGCCCUAAACGAGCUUCCACUCAGGGCACACAUGGAACUUGUCUUUUCCGCUACCUCUCAUUCCUCUUCCGGGUCAGGCCAGCCAGGCCUGGGUUCCGGUCUUGCGCACUAGGCUCCGAACGCGAGGCCGGCGGCCCCGUUGCCAUGGGAGCGGGUGGUGGGGAGCCAGUGGGACUACGCGGGGCCGGACCUUCGGGGCUACAGAAUGGGCUGAGGUGGUGGCGGCUGCCCGGACGAGGCCGUCUGCCGGUCGUGGGGUGCGACACCGAUCCGAAGCAGGGCUUAAGAAUGGAUAAGUAUGAAACUCUUGGAAAAGUGGGAGAAGGAAGUUAUGGAACAGUCAUGAAGUGUAAACAUAAGGAUACCGGGCAGAUAGUGGCCAUUAAGAUAUUUUAUGAGACACCAGAAAAAUCUGUCAACAAAAUUGCAUCGAGAGAAAUAAAGUUUCUAAAGCAAUUUCAUCAUGAAAACCUGGUCAAUCUGAUUGAAGUUAUUAGACAGAAAAAGAAAAUUCAUUUGGUAUUUGAAUUUAUUGAUCACACUAUAUUAGAUGAGUUACAACAUUAUUGUCAUGGACUAGAGAGUAAACGACUUAGAAAAUACCUCUUCCAAAUCAUUCGAGCAAUUGAAUAUCUUCACAAUAAUAACAUCAUUCAUCGAGAUAUAAAACCUGAGAAUAUUUUAGUAUCCCAGACAGGAAUUAUUAAACUCUGUGAUUUCGGAUUUGCACGAACGCUAGCAGCUCCUGGGGAUAUUUAUACUGACUAUGUAGCCACACGCUGGUAUAGAGCUCCAGAAUUAGUAUUAAAAGAUACCUCUUAUGGAAAACCUGUGGAUAUCUGGGCUUUGGGCUGUAUGAUCAUUGAGAUGGCCACUGGAAAUCCCUUUCUUCCUAGCAGCUCUGAUUUGGAUUUACUUCAUAAAAUUGUUUUAAAAGUAGGCAAUUUGACACCUCACUUGCAGAAUUUCUUUUCCAAGAGUCCUAUUUUUGCAGGGGUGGUCCUUCCUCAAGUUCAACACCCUAAGAAUGCAAGAAAAAAAUACCCAAAGCUAAAUGGAUUGUUAGCAGAUAUAGUUCAUGCUUGUUUACAAAUUGAUCCUGCUGAGAGAAUAUCAUCUGCUGAUCUUUUACAUCAUGAGUAUUUUACUAGAGAUGGAUUUGUUGAAAAAUUCAUACCAGAACUAAGAGCUAAAUUACUACAAGAAGCAAAAGUCAAUUCAUUCAUAAAGUCAAAGGAGAAUUCUAAAGAAAAUGAACUUAUGAAAGAUGAAAGAAAAACAGUGUAUACUGAUACACUUCUACGUACUUCACUUUUGGGAAAGGAAAUGGAAAAAGAGAAAAAGCUCAAGGAAGUAAAAACCAGAGUUAUUAAAGGCAAAGGAGGAAAAGUAGAUACCUUAGAACCAAAAAAGACAGAGUAUGAAAGUGGACAUUGUCAAUCAGAUGCAAUUGAAAAUGCUCAUACUGUGUCUCAAAAUAUAAAAUCUGUAAUCAAUGAAUCACCAAACCCUGCCAAUCCCAGCACUAGCUCUAUUGGCAUGAAAGACAAUCCACAUGCUGGAGGUAAUACGAUGAUGCCACCCAUCAACCUAACUAGCAAUAACUUGAUGGCUUCCAAUCUCAAUUUAAAUCUCUCCCACUCCAAUUCAAGGUUAACUGAAAGAGCAAAAAAGAGAUAUACUCCUUCACAAUCUAUUGGACACGUUGUGGCUAAUAACAGGCAAGAGGAUACAGGUCCCACUCAAAGCCAAAUGGAGAAAGGUAUAUUUAGUGAGCGGACAAGUCAAAGUGACCAAAUGGCAAGUGGAAGUAAAAGGAAGCUGAAUUUCUCCAGACCUGAUAGGAAAGAGUUCCAUUUCCCAAAAUUGCCUUUCCUAAUACAAUCAAAUGAAAUGAAAAGAACAGAAGUUAAACAGAUAAAAGUGCCAAAGAGGGAAUCAAAGAAAACAGAUUCAUCUAAAAUACCAACUUUACUUAAUAUGGACCAAAAUCAAGGAAAACAAGAGAAUACAGGAAAUGCACAAACUGAAAAGAAGAAGAACCUGCCAGAUGUAGAGUAAAAAAUGCAGCAGCUGAAAAUUCAGGGAAUCCCAGAAUCACUGAUGGAGAUGGCCAUUGUUCGAAGGAGAAUUUGAAGAGGAGCAGAUUUUUUGGGGGUAGCAUCUUUUAAAUCUUAAAAUCCAAAUUGGCAAGUCUUCCCUUUUUAUUUUAUAUACAAUAGAAAUGAUGUAACGAGCUGUAAGUAAGCCAUUCUUCUGCAUUAGCAUCAUCCAACUUCAUUUUGUUAGCAAACCAUUCACUGUUUUCAUCUUUCUUCUAAGAAUUCUGUUGAUAUGAUGCUCUGAUUUGGAAUUAAAGUCAUCUGUCUUCCUGCCUC
Messenger RNA from Pipistrellus kuhlii (Kuhl's pipistrelle), 2817 nucleotides. RefSeq names its product cyclin dependent kinase like 3 (gene CDKL3). Gene Ontology annotation, molecular function: ATP binding; cyclin-dependent protein serine/threonine kinase activity. Bases 584 to 2500 code for a protein of 638 amino acids. Gene Ontology annotation, biological process: negative regulation of axon extension; protein phosphorylation; dendrite extension. The record is from RefSeq and is a predicted model, not a curated record. The transcript is spliced from 14 exons. Lineage: Eukaryota; Metazoa; Chordata; Mammalia; Chiroptera; Vespertilionidae. Gene Ontology annotation, cellular component: nucleus.